Molecule: messenger RNA, 2712 nt
Organism: Ananas comosus (pineapple)
Lineage: Eukaryota; Viridiplantae; Streptophyta; Magnoliopsida; Poales; Bromeliaceae
Product: transcription initiation factor TFIID subunit 6-like
Exons: 12
Coding region: 79-1725 (548 amino acids)
Biological process (GO): RNA polymerase II preinitiation complex assembly; transcription initiation at RNA polymerase II promoter
Cellular component (GO): SLIK (SAGA-like) complex; transcription factor TFIID complex; SAGA complex
Molecular function (GO): transcription coactivator activity; RNA polymerase II general transcription initiation factor activity; protein heterodimerization activity
Source: RefSeq, a predicted model, not a curated record
AUUAUUAUCGUCUUGGUUCGGAAAUUUGGUCGAACACUCUGUGUGCAGUGGCGGAGCCAAAUCUAGAGAGAGAGAGAGAUGAGCAUCGUCCCCAAGGAGACGAUCGAGGUGAUCGCGCAGAGCAUCGGCAUCCCCAACCUCUCCCCCGAUGUCGCCCUCGCACUCGCCCCCGACGUCGAGUACCGCCUCCGCGAGAUCAUGCAGGAGGCGAUCAAGUGCAUGCGCCACGCCAAGCGCACGGUGCUCACCUCCGACGACGUCGACAGCGCCCUCAGCCUGAGGAACGUCGAGCCUGUAUAUGGAUUCGCUUCUGGUGAUCCUUUGCGCUUCAAGAGAGCUGUGGGCCAUAAAGAUCUCUACUACAUUGACGAUCGAGAAGUGGAUUUCAAAGAGAUAAUUGAAGCGCCUCUACCUAAAGCGCCUCUUGAUACUGCAGUUGUGGCUCACUGGCUAGCUAUUGAAGGGGUGCAACCUGCAAUUCCAGAAAAUGCUCCUGUUGAAGCAAUCUCAGCCCCUUCAGAAAGCAAAAAGUCUGAACAUGGCAAAGAAGAUGGACUUCCUGUUGACAUCAAACUUCCUGUUAAACACGUUUUGUCUAGAGAACUACAGCUGUACUUUGAGAAAAUUACUGAGCUUACCGUGAGUAAGCCUGACUCCGUCCUGUUCAAAGAAGCGUUAGUGAGUUUGUCAACGGACUCAGGCAUUCAUCCGUUGGUUCCUUACUUUGCAUACUUCAUCGCAGAUGAGGUGGCCCGAAGUUUAAGUGAUCUCCCCGUUUUGUUUGCUCUCAUGCGCGUCGUCCAAAGCCUUCUCCAGAAUCCGCACAUCCACAUCGAGCCUUAUUUGCAUCAGUUGAUGCCAUCAAUGAUCACAUGCAUUGUCACCAAAAAGUUGGGGCACAGGCUUUCAGAUAACCACUGGGAGCUUAGAGAUUUCUCUGCAAAUCUAGUUGCCUCAGUUUGUAGAAGGUUUGGCCAUGUGUAUCACAACCUCCAAUCCCGAGUGACGAGAACCCUUCUUCAUACUUUUCUCGAUCCGGCUAAAGCAUUGACGCAACACUACGGUGCCAUCCAGGGGCUCGCUGUGUUAGGGCCCACUGUGGUGCGCCAUCUUAUCCUGCCUAAUCUGGAAACUUACAUGCAACUGUUGGAGCCAGAGAUGCAACUGGAGAAGCAGAAGAAUGAGAUGAAGAGGAGAGAGGCUUGGCGUGUUUUUGAUGCCUUGUUGCGUGCUUCCGGUAAGUGCUUGUAUGAUCGGCUCAAGUUAUUUCCUGGUUUGCUCUCUGCACCAGCGCGUUCUCCUUUGAAUAAAUCAAGACUUGCAGUUAACUUGCCAAAUAAGCGCAAGCCGAGCACCAAUCUCUCGCCACAGCAGCAGCCACCGCUGAAGAAGUUUGCGGCGGAUCCGACAGCGAGUUCACUGCCCCCCAUACCCACACCAGCAAACUUUCAAGGGGCCAGCGCAGACGGGUAUCCGGCCCAGCCAUCCAACUCGGGGAUCGCGCCCUCCUCUUCGUCGGGGCAAAUGGCGAACGAGGGCAUCACGGGCGCAAUCAGAAGAGAUAAAGGCGGCGCGGGGGGCCGACCGCAGAACGUCUCGGCAGUACUAAGCCAAGCCUGGAGGGAGGAUUUGGAUGCGGGGCACCUCUUCGCGUCCUUGUUUGGCUUGUUUGGCGAAGCCAUAGUAUCGUUCGUGCCGCUCCCCGAGAUGUCGCUGUUGCCGUAGCUUACACAAUAAUCUCGACGUGAUUAUCGUUAAUCACGCUAACCGGUAGCUUUCGCCAUAAUUUAAUUUUAUAGCGGCAUUGGACGAGGUAAGAGACGUAAAUUGCUUUUAAAAUUUUUGGACUCUCUGAAACAUUACUAACUUGUUCCUCAACCUACCACUGCUUACCAUACUUAGUUAAAGUACAAGGUAUGAACAUAACAUAAGCUUCUGUAUUUAUCAUCAUUUUUAUCACAAGUAUACAACAUAGUAUGUCAUAUUUAUCUGCAAAUUACAAACUUAUUUCAAGCACUAGUUUUAAAUUAGAGCUUGACGCAUUGUACCGGCUCGAACGCUAGCACCUCGUUCUCCAGAUCGUAGAGUAUGUGCGCGUAUUCUGCCACGCCAAGUUACCGAACAUUGCUGUACCAUUGGUGCAGUACUUGCAGGGCUGGCAGGCGAGCAAGAUGAGGUCGCUGCCAAUAUCGGCAAUUCCGUCGUACGACACUGCAGGGGCGCCGAUGGACACCUCCGAGAGGUAUUCGUAGGAGCUUGCGUGUGCCAUAGCGGUGACGUUGGCCCCAGCGGACGAGCUCGCGGCGACCUUGCGAGCGAGAUCGAUUUGCCGCUGCCGGUGAAUGCAUCACAAGUUAUAAAGAAGAGUGCAAAGGAAAAGAGAAGCGUACAAAAUUGUUGCGUUUGGGCCAUGGUGAAUUUCUUAGGACAAACACUAUGUAAGAUGCAUAUAUCUAUGUGUGUGUGUGUGUAAAGUAUAAAAUAUAUGUAUCCAAGCUAUACAUUGUCGAAUGUGAGUGAGCUGACCCAAGCUCAUAUUCGACUGGUUAAAAUAUCGAGCUAAAAAUUUCAGCUCGUGUUCGGCUCGUUUAUUAUACAAACGAGUCGAUUUUGAGCCCAUUUUGAGCCAAAUAUGAACCGACUCGUGAACAGUGAGCUCGAAAGCCAGCCUUAUGGUCGACUAUUAAUGGAUAUGAUGAUUAUAUUUGCAAA